AUGAUGAAUGCAAGAACUUGGCAUACAGCAUCUGUACUAACAAAUGGAACAGUGAUAGUGACAGGUAGAAGUAAUAGUUAUAGUCUUCAAAGUAGUGCUGAGUUAUACGAUCCAUCAACAGGAUCUUGGACAACGACUAGUAGCAUGAAUAAUCCCCGAUUGUAUCACACUGCAACAGUCUUAGCCAAUGGGAAAGUGUUAGUUACUGGUGGAUCAAAUGGUAGUUCUCUGAAUAGCGCUGAGUUAUACGAUCUACUCACAGGAACUUGGAUCAUGACUGGUAACAUUAAUGUUGCACGAGAACAGCAUACAGCAACAUUAUUAACAAAUAGAAACGUAUUAGUUACUGGUGGAUCUAAUGGUAGUUUUGUUUUAAGUAGUACUGAGUUGCAUGAUCCAUCGGCAGGACUUUGGACAGUUGCCAAUAACAUGAAUAGUGGCCGAUAUCAACAUGUAGCAUCCGUAUUAACAAAUGGGCAAGUGUUAGCUACUGGUGGGUGGUAUAAUAUAUCUCUAGAUAGUACUGAGCUGUAUGAUCGUUCAACAGGAACUUGGGCAAUGGUUAGUAAUAUGAAUCCUGCACGAUAUCGACAUACGGGAUCUAUAUUGGCAAGUGGGCAAGUAUUGAUUACUGGUGGCUGGGAUGAUAGUACUAUUGUAAACAGUGCAGAAUUGUUUUAA
Messenger RNA from Rotaria socialis, 681 nucleotides. Lineage: Eukaryota; Metazoa; Rotifera; Eurotatoria; Philodinida; Philodinidae. The record is from the annotation of a GenBank genome assembly.